Ostertagia ostertagi is the source of this 393-nucleotide messenger RNA. NCBI's taxonomy places the organism in Eukaryota, Metazoa, Nematoda, Chromadorea, Rhabditida, Trichostrongylidae. The record is from the annotation of a GenBank genome assembly.
AUGUCCGGAGGAUUCGCUUCGUCCGGCUCAUCUGGAUUCGUUUCUUUUGGCUCUGCGGUUGUCGAGAAAGAAAAUGUUUCCGCCUUCGGUCCUAUGGAGUUUCGCAGUGCAGAGAAAAAUGGGGUGACCAGCGAGGGGGACGUGGUCGAAGUUUUGAUCGUGAUGGUCAGCGUUUCCGUGACAGCCGUGACGGCCGUGACAGCUAUCGUGAUCGCGAUGGACGUGAAGGCAACCGUGAUGGGUUUCGGUCCAGGGGAGGCUACGGAGGAGGCGGUGGAAGAGAUUCGCAGGGACGUAGCGGAUUCAGAGGAAGCCGCAUGUGAAAUGCCUUUGAUGUUGCUCACAAUUUCCAUGUUUAUCAUUUGUUACAUUGUGUUACGUUUUUUCGAUUAA